AUGUCAACCAGCUCGAGUACGCCGCGCGAGUUUCCUCCUGUGAUAGCACAGUACUCUGGCGGUAACUUUGUAGUAGGCGGUGGCGUGGCCAUCUUCCACAUCGCUACCGGACGCGUGGUAAUAUGUAGCGCUCAUGACCGACGUGGUACGAAGUACUACUUCUUACCUAAAGGACGCCGGGACGCUGGAGAAGAAAGCGGAAGAGGAGCAGAGAGAGAGGGAUACGAAGAAUCUGGCUACCGUAACCGCCUACUCCCUCUCCCCACGAAGCACCGCCAACCACAAGCACACCCCCGUGUACAUGCUCUGCCUCUCACCGCUGAGGCAGUAUGGAUGCAGUUGAUGCCUCUCGGGCCCCGGCAGUACGUUCUGUACUGGUACAUCGCGGAGACUCUCCCUCCGGAUCUCGAGCAGGAGUUGGCGACAGAAGCAGGCGCGGCAUACAAACCUCCGCGUCCAUAUCCGAGUAACCUGGCGCUUCGGGACAGGAUCAGCAUGGAGCCAGAGGGAUACGAGCCGUUGCACCAUGAGGGUACGGGCGUGGAUGAGGAAGAGCAGGCGUAUGAGAGCCAUCUCGUGUCAGUCGAGGAGGCUGUUACGAAGUUGGGGAAAGGUGGCGUCCUGGCGGAUGUAGUUCUGAAAGGCUGGAAGGGCAUACAAGAUCGGCUUGCUAUUGAAGAUGCUGCGACGUCGGAGAGCCCGGAGAUGAUCGGCUAG
Molecule: messenger RNA, 717 nt
Organism: Cucurbitaria berberidis CBS 394.84
Lineage: Eukaryota; Fungi; Ascomycota; Dothideomycetes; Pleosporales; Cucurbitariaceae
Exons: 2
Coding region: 1-717 (238 amino acids)
Molecular function (GO): hydrolase activity
Source: RefSeq, a predicted model, not a curated record